Xiphophorus hellerii (green swordtail) is the source of this 4807-nucleotide messenger RNA. RefSeq lists its product as uncharacterized. Gene Ontology annotation, biological process: regulation of transcription by RNA polymerase II. Gene Ontology annotation, molecular function: DNA-binding transcription factor activity, RNA polymerase II-specific. The record is from RefSeq and is a predicted model, not a curated record. Lineage: Eukaryota; Metazoa; Chordata; Actinopteri; Cyprinodontiformes; Poeciliidae. The transcript has 9 exons. Bases 528 to 4040 code for a protein of 1170 amino acids. Gene Ontology annotation, cellular component: nucleus.
CUGGAAGGUGGCGGUAUUGCACAUUAAGUUGUUUGCCAGCCGCCAUAAAAUAGAAGAAGAAGCCGUAUUUUUUUUAUUUUUUUUUUGAAGCAGGAAGUCAGGCUUCUGGGAAAUACAACAGUUGCGAUUAUAACAGUUUCUAUUAAGGGAUAAGCUAGCUGUUAAGUUGUUAGGUAAACCUUUCCACCAAUGUAUUGGUUGAACGUAGACUGUAUAAAGAAUGGAAAGGGUAAGAGAUGUUUCAGAUAAUGGGUUUGCGGUAAACUAAAGUUAGUGUAAAAAGCUAUGUGGCUAACAAUUCAUAUUUACCCUGAUAAUUUAUUUAGCUGUGCUUUACUGACAUGGAAAGCAGCUGAACAUUAAACCUAUACGGCCAUUUUGUGUGGCUUAAUAAACUAAUUUGUAGUAGUUUCCGCCCAUUUUUACUUGGGUAUCAGUAAUUUUUUGCCAGUGAGCUUUGAAGUUUAAUUUCAAUUUUCCUCUCGUUCAGCGUUAGAGCCACUAUAAAUUUUAACACAGUCGCCACAAUGACAGAGACGAUUCAGUCUUUUCAGUCCCAGCUUUCGGGAGUGAUGGAAACGGUGUUCAAGGCUGCCAUCUAUGAGAUCACACGGCUGGUGGAGGAGAGCUUUGUAGAGGAAGUGCUGCGGUGUAGGGAGCAGGUGGAAUCCCUGGAGAAGAGGCUGAAGUCGGCAGAGAGCCGCCGGAAAGAUAGGCAAGACAACGGGAAGGAGAUGUGUGUUGACUGCGGGAGAGCCAGAACGACUGGAGAAAACAAAAGCCUGACAGACAAAAGCUUGAAGCAGGAGAGAGUGACACAAGAAGAGGCACAGAGUUACCAAGGCACUGUUGGAAAGAGACUAAGUAAAAACGCUGAAAAGGCUACGCAAGAGACGAGCAGUGAGGCUCAGGGUGCAUGUGUACAACAGGAUACAUGUGAGAGACAACUCAAAGAAGAAACUCCUCAGAGCAUCCAGCCAGAAAACGAGGAAUCCCACGGGUGGAGUGUCAGCAAAGAAGAGACAAGUCUACCAGGACCAAGUAAGCAUUUCAGUGAGCAGAAUAACCCAGCUUGCCAUGUGAACUGGGAACCUGGCUUUGACCAGAGACCGGAGUUGAGCCAAGACAGACAAUCGGAGGUCCUCUCUGAAUCAAAUUUCCAGAACAGGUACGUCUUGAAUGACUUGGGUAGCUUUGGCAAACCUGGAUAUGGAGAGAUGGAUAACUAUGAUGGGCUACAGGGUUCUCCAACCCAUCUACCUGACGGCCUUAGUUAUAUGGAUCAAUUUAACGAGAAUAGGAAAAACCCUGAAGGAGCUGAGCACCAGUGUUACACAGCAGGGUCUCCACAGAAUAGAGGAACUGAGGAGAGCUCCCCUGUUAGGACUAACAGUGAUGUGAGCGGGGAAUUCAGCGGGUUGCUUAUUGAUGAGGAAGGAUAUCUGCAGGAGCCAAAUAUCAGAUACUCCGAUCAGAUAUCUGGUGAUUUGGGCAGCAGAAUGAGCUUUCGAGGACAGGAAGUUCAGUUCCCCAAUGCGUCAUAUGAAUCCUCGGCUUCAUACAAUGACACUUUAAACUUGCAACAAAGAUUAAGUCAUCAAAAUUCAGAAAAUGAAGCAAGGAGCAGCACCCACAACCAUUGUUUUACUACGUUACCUAAUUCAGUUACUUUUAAGCCCCACAAACAGUCCCAUAAAGGUACAGGACAAGGAUCCUCAUACAUCUGCAACCAGUGUGGGAAGACCUUCACUCAAGCCUGUAAUCUGAAAGUCCAUCAGAGGAUCCACUUUGGGCAGGGCCUCCAUCUGUGCAGCCACUGUGGAAAAGGAUUCCCAUCCUUUGCCAACUUAAAAACUCACAAAUGUGGUCAAACAGGCAACAAACCUUAUUGCUGCGCUGUAUGUGGGAACAAGUUUAGCCGCCUUUGGAACCUGAAGCUGCACCAAAGGAUUCACACACAGGAAAAACCUCACCAGUGCAGCAUGUGUGAUAAGAGCUUCACUAGGGCAGACAUCCUGAAAGUGCACCAGCGCACCCACACAGGGGAAAGACCAUACUGCUGCGCCAUUUGCGGCCACAGCUUCAAACGCCUGGACCACCUCAAGUCACAUCAGCGCAAACAUGUGACAAACCUAUACAGACCCCAGUCUGUGGGGGUUGGCAAAAAUCCCUCACGGGUCAUCUCUCUCAGCACUGACUCCUUCUAUGUACUAAGCCCACUGCUCUUCACCCUGAUGAACAAUGACUGCUAUGCCAGAACAACAAUGAACUGGCUUGCUGAGAGGAGGACAGACUCGCAGGGUGUCAGGACACAGUGGACCAUGUCGGACCUGGACACCCUCAUCGUGACCUUUCAGAGCCAGCUCUCCGAUGUGAUGGAGGCUGUAGUGAAGACGGCGAUGUUUGAGGUGACCAGGCUGGUGGAGGAUGUCUUCAUGAUGGAGGUGAGGCGCAGCAAACUGGAGGUGGACUCGCUGAGGCUGCAGCUGCAGUGGACUGGGAGCAAACACGGCGGGGAUGCAGAAAGGACCGACGGGUCUGUUGAGUUGGAGAGCAAUGAGGCAGAUCAGAGUCCUGUCGUGGUAAAAGCAAAAGCAGAGGAGCAUGACACAAUGAGUGACUGCGAGGUGAAGAAUCCAGAUGGUGCAGUAGAACAUUGGUUGUCAAAUGGCAGGGAAGAAUCCAAGACGGAGUCAGCAGACAAUCCAGAACCGAUCCAGAGCCCUGGAAGAGAGUCUAAGGUCGCAGGAGAAAAGGAAAUCAUGGCAUCUAUGGAAAUGAAAGAAGAAGAACUAAACAAACUGGCCUCUUGUUCUCGGCAUUUGAGAGAGUGUAGCAGUACUUCUGCUCGUGAAGCUGAACCAGAGAAUGCAGGUGACUUGGUUGAGGCACAGCCGACACCAGCCCAAACAUACAGUGAAGAGCUGCAGAGAAAUGUCAUUAAGAGAGACCCACACAUGUCCACUGAUUGUGCGUAUCCCGAGAUCCAGGACGAAACAGAAGUGGCGGCGGACCAGACCGAUGUUCUAGCUUUUGAACUUAAUUCCAAGUGGGCUGACUUGGCUGCCACAGCAGCUGGGCUCCAGCAGAAUCACAAACUUGGCACAGAACCUGAGUUUCCAUGCCCACCUAAAGGUUCAGUGAAUUAUCUGGAGCAUGAGCUUUCUGGCUCUGCCAGAGCAGAUGCUCAGUUUACCUCAGUCAGAGAUCAGGUUUCCUGUUCGGAAUCUCCCAAAGCCAGACUGCGAGCCAACAACACGCCAAGCGUGAUUGUUAAAGAAGAAGUCCUUAUCGAUUCUGAUGGGUUUACAGAAGGGGCGAGUACAGAAAAGAAAGCUGAGAUGCAAUCAUUCACCGGUUCGUUACAGAAACAAAGAAUGAACUCGGCACAUAAACCAAAUCACUUUCACCACAGAUCCUCAGCACAGGAGGCAGUGAAGCUCCAGUCUCAUAGGGGUUCAGGACUCAGGCUACAGGCAGCCAUACAACACCUCCACCGACCACUGAAGAAGUCUCCACAGAGACUAUCAAACAUGACAACAGCAGCGCUCUCCGACCCUCGCUCUCAGGUUGCACCUUUAAAUAACCCUAACAGGAUUUCCCCCACAUCCAAAGCCGCUUCAUCUUUGCAGCCACUGCAGCGCGUUCACCUGGGUGACAAACAGACCGUAGCUCUGCACCGCGCCAGUGCCUCUUGGGUCAGCAUCAAAUCCCACAAUCACCCUGCAAACUGCCAUCAGUCGCCCCGCAACCCCGCCUCCCUUCCUGACUCUCCGCUUUACAGGCCCUUCCUGCGCUGCGAGGAGUGUGACAAGAGCUUUCCACAUCCCAGCAACCUGAAAGCCCACAUGCAGAUUCACACAGGCGAACGGCCUUUUUGCUGCCCGCUCUGCGGCCGCAGCUUCACCAAGCUCAGCAACCUCAAAGCCCACCGGCGCGUCCACACAGGUGAGAGACCUUACUGCUGCUUGGCAUGCGGCAAACGCUUCACCCAGAAAUGCAACCUGAAACGCCACCAGAGGAUCCAUCUGGACGUUUGACCUCAGAGAUCUGAAGGAAAAAGAAAAUUCAUGAGUGUUUGUGUUUUAGCUUAAGACGGUCAGGGCUCAUGUUGCAGUGCAGCACAGUUGGUGGGCUGCAUCAUGAGACUACAUCUCUAGAUUUGGUUAGUUCUGUGCAUUCCUAUGAAGCUCACCUGUUAACCUCUACAGGUGUGCUGGGCUCACUGUAGGAUGACAAACACUGUGUGUGGUGUGUGUUUCAUAUUGUUAGAUGAACCAGCUAAUAGUCAUACCAGAAGUUAAAUGUUUAGAGUUAUUUCUUAUGUGGACUGAAAGUUUUUUAUAAAGGUACAGUGCCAUGAAAAAGUGUUUGCCCCCUUAAAGAUUUUUGCUAUGAAGCAGCAGUUUCAUGUUUCAAAUCAACUUUAAUAUCAGACUAAAACCAAUAGAAAGCAACCUUAUCCUGGGUUGAUUUGAUUUAAUAGUCCCAACUUAGUCCUAAUUCCUCAGUCCCAACUGAGGAAUUACCUAUAUUUUUGAUGAGUGAUAGACAUCAACAAUCAAGAUAAUCAAUUAAAUAAAACUUGUCUGAUAACAUGAAAUCAUUUCUUGGAUUUCAAAAAGCAACACAUUUUGUCUAAACAAACUUGGCAGAUGAGAAAUGGUACUCAACAGCCUGGAAAGGGUUACCAAGUCAUUUCUAGAGUUUUGGGAGUCCAGUGAAACAAAAUUCAGUCUUGAUCCACACAAAGCGAGAAAAUGUGGAAUAGUAGUGAACUUUCCCAGAUAUAGUCGGUCUACCAAUA